Drosophila navojoa is the source of this 1317-nucleotide messenger RNA. It is a transcript of the gene Rab14, whose product is annotated as RAS oncogene family member Rab14. NCBI's taxonomy places the organism in Eukaryota, Metazoa, Arthropoda, Insecta, Diptera, Drosophilidae. The record is from RefSeq and is a predicted model, not a curated record. Gene Ontology annotation, molecular function: GTP binding; GTPase activity. Gene Ontology annotation, biological process: phagosome maturation; defense response to bacterium; Golgi to endosome transport. Gene Ontology annotation, cellular component: phagocytic vesicle; trans-Golgi network; recycling endosome.
UUGCUAAAUUUGCAAACAAGAAAACGCAAAAGAUAUUUGCUGCUAGUUGCCCAGCAAAGUUUUCAUCGUUGAAGAUUAAAGUUAUAUCGUUUAGUGUUAUAUAUAUAUUCCUGCAUAUUAAUGCUAAUUGUGCUGCGCUCGAACAUAACACAAAACACGACUGGCAUCGCCUGUGUGUGAUUAGAAGUAUAAACAAAUACAGGAGCGAUACGCAUACACACAGAAGCAUUAAAAGCCCUCCCCCGUGCUCGUUGUUGCAGUCCUACAUUCCUGCUCCCUAGUUGAAGCCAAAUUACAGAACAAAUAAAAUUAAAGAAAAACGGUCCCAAUAUGACUGCAGCACCUUACAACUACAACUAUAUAUUUAAGUACAUCAUCAUUGGUGACAUGGGCGUGGGCAAGUCCUGUCUGCUGCAUCAGUUCACCGAGAAAAAAUUUAUGGCGAAUUGCCCGCAUACGAUUGGCGUUGAGUUUGGCACACGGAUCAUUGAGGUGGAUGACAAGAAGAUUAAAUUACAAAUAUGGGAUACGGCUGGUCAGGAACGUUUUCGUGCUGUGACACGUUCGUAUUAUCGUGGUGCAGCUGGUGCUUUAAUGGUUUACGACAUAACCAGGCGCUCUACAUAUAAUCACUUGAGUAGCUGGCUAACCGAUACGCGUAAUCUCACAAAUCCCAGCACGGUGAUCUUUCUAAUUGGCAAUAAAUCUGAUUUGGAGAGCACACGCGAGGUAACCUAUGAGGAGGCUAAAGAGUUUGCUGACGAGAAUGGUCUCAUGUUUUUGGAAGCCAGCGCCAUGACUGGCCAAAAUGUGGAGGAGGCAUUUUUGGAGACGGCACGUAAGAUCUAUCAGAAUAUCCAGGAGGGUCGCCUGGAUUUAAAUGCAUCCGAAUCGGGUGUACAACAUCGACCAUCGCAGCCGUCGCGACCAUCGCUCAGCAGCGAGGCAACGCAUGCCAAGGAUCAGUGCUCGUGUUAAAUGUAUUAAAUUUCUCUAGACACACACACACAUACACAUAUAUACAUAUAUAUAGUUAUAAAAAUCGAAAUUUAAUUUUUAGCGCAACUCGUAAUCAUAUUGAUUUCUAAUCUAUCUAAAACAACAUGCAAUGAGUAGAACACAAAUCAAAACUAAACAAAAGAAUACAAUGUAUGUAUGUAGUUAAAUGAUUGGUUUAAGUCGUGAAAAAGUGUGAACAAACAACCAAAAUAUAUAUAAACGUCCCCGACAUUCAGAUAUCUGUGUAAUAUCUAAUAAGCUACUGAUAGAAAAAUGAAUAAUCUACAUUCAACUGUUGCAUUAUGUUCUAAUUGCAAA